This is a messenger RNA of Maniola jurtina (meadow brown), 3475 nucleotides long. RefSeq names its product phosphatidylserine synthase (gene l(3)77CDf). The transcript has 7 exons. Bases 324 to 1580 code for a protein of 418 amino acids. The record is from RefSeq and is a predicted model, not a curated record. Gene Ontology annotation, biological process: phosphatidylserine biosynthetic process. Gene Ontology annotation, molecular function: L-serine-phosphatidylethanolamine phosphatidyltransferase activity. NCBI's taxonomy places the organism in Eukaryota, Metazoa, Arthropoda, Insecta, Lepidoptera, Nymphalidae.
AAAAAAAAAAAUACUCUUUGGAUCAGCAGAGAACAUAUAUACAUUUAUUUACUCUUGGGCAGAGAACCCUGAAGGAACCCUGAAAUCCUGAAAAUUAUAGGAAAAAACUCAAAAAACCCUUCAUUGAUAACGAAAAAUUGUUUUAUAAUAAUAAAGUGUGAAAUAUUGUGAGACUUCUUGAACUCUAACUUCAGAAUUUAAAUGUAUUAUUACAUGAUGUAUCAUAAUAACACGAGAUGAAGAUGGUUAUCUCGAAGUGUUGGCAAUUUACUUCUUUCUAAGUGAAAAAACUUCUUGUUUUCUGUACCAAUGUAAAUACUAAGAUGGAACUUGGGAAUUUGGCAGUAACUGACGAGUCUAAGGACGCUUUCAGUUACAUAAAUGAACGUCCGGUUGAUGAUAUAUCAUUGGAGUUUUUUUACAAACCACAUACCAUAACCUUAUUGGCUGUAUCAAUUGCUUCAGUAAUAUACACAGCAUUUGUCAGGAAUGAAAAUAGUACGCAAGAUAACAUAUGGGCUGGUAUAUGCUGUGUGAUUUUUUUCUUUCUCAUAAUAUCAGUACUUACAUUUCCUAAUGGACCAUUUACUAGACCCCAUCCUGCGCUCUGGAGAAUCGUUUUUGGCAUGUCAGUGCUUUACUUACUGGCACUAUUGUUUCUUCUAUUUCAAAGCCAUUCGACAGUAUAUGAAAUAAUGUAUUGGAUAGAUCCAAAUUUACGCAAUUUCCAUAUUGAUAUGGAUAAGGAGUAUGCUGUUAAUUGCUCUGAUAUCAGUUUGUCAAGAAUUUGGUCACAUGUGGAUGUAUUUGCAUGGGGACAUUUUUUGGGCUGGAUGUUUAAAGCUAUUCUGUUCCGACAUACUGGCUUACUCUGGGCUAUCUCAAUUAUGUGGGAAAUUACCGAAAUAGCAUUUGCUCACUUGCUACCAAAUUUCCUCGAAUGCUGGUGGGAUUCUAUUAUAUUAGAUGUCUUAGUUUGUAAUGGAUUGGGAAUAUGGGUUGGAUUAAAAAUUUGUAAAGCUUUGGAAAUGAGAGAAUACAAAUGGGUUAGCAUUAGGGAUAUCUCAUCAACCACAGGAAAGAUUAAAAGAGCUAUACUUCAAUUUACGCCAGUUCAUUGGACACCCGUACGAUGGCUUGAUCCCACAUGUACUUAUAUGAGGUUCUUUGCACUCGGUCAACUUGUGGUAUUUUGGCAAAUAUCAGAACUAAACACGUUUUUCUUGAAACAUAUAUUUGAAAUGCCACCUUCUCAUCCAUUAGUUAUUGCCAGGCUAUGCUUAAUUGGUGUCAUCGUUGCUCCAUCAGUAAGACAGUAUUAUACAUAUGUUACGGAUCCACGAUGCAAGAGGGUGGGCACCCAGUGCUGGGUAUAUGGAGUCAUCAUGGUGACAGAAUCUGUGUUGUGUGUAAAGAAUGGCAAGGAACUAUUUGGCCAAGCGCAAGUGUGUAAUGUGAUUGUGUGGCUUGUGAUACAAAUUCUAGUCUCAAUAGGCUGUGUAUAUGGAGUUGUGCUGUAUCAUCAAUAUUUUGAGCCAAACAAGGAAACCGCGACAGAGAGUCCCAAAAAAGAUUCAUAGAUCUUCUACGUAGAUGAUGGCGAUGAACUGUGCCAGAAGUUACAGCUACCUUUCCCUACGUGUUAAAUUAUAAAUUCUAUUCUUUUAGAUUAGGGUACAUGCAGUAAAGGACCACACCAAUUUAAAAUGCAUGCAUUAAUUAUUAUGUUGGUUUAAUUUAUCCAUAUGCUACAUAUUAUAGCCACUACAAUUAUGAUCGUCAUGGGCUCUGUUAUGUAACACCCACGAUGUCAGAUCUAGUCAAGCAUUUUGUGGCAACUAUCUAUUUGUGGGGUCCCAUACUGUAGGUACCUACAUUAAGCAACACCAAAUAUUAUUUAUUUUUAGCUAUAAACUAAUAGUUACCUCGUAAACUUGUGUCUACGGGUUUAGGGUGAAAAGAGGUAUAGUUUACCAUCAUGUAUAAGUUUAAAAUAUUUUUUUAGAAUGUACACAUUCAAAAUAUCUAAAUUCAUUUGGUAUAAGUUAAGAAUAUUGCAAAAAACAUAUAACUGGAUUAAUGUAUGUAUUGCAGUUGUAUUUUUCGCGAAAGAAUAUCUUUAAGUUCUAUACUUACUCAAGAUCUUUCAUGAAAAAUAAAUGCCAUGCGUAGAACUCAAAAUCUAGGAAGUUAAGUACUAGUAUUUCGAUUUUACUUUGGUACUUAUUUCGACCAUUACAAAUUAAAAAAAAUAGGUUUUUUUACGUUAAAAUGCAUUAGUUAAUAACAUAAUUAAUAACAUAAUUUUUUAAAUUUUUUAAUACAUGUUAAUUAACCGAUAUGUACCCCUACGCGAUAAAAAGUUAAAAGCGUAACCAUAGGAUGGCGGGUGUCUAUAAGUAGUUGAGUGUUACCAUUAUCCGCAGUUGAAAUAUUGUAAAGUAGGCGCUAAUGCCAUAAAAUAGGUUCUUCUCGUGGAGUCGGUCUAGUGAAAGAAAUGGCGACUUUAACAAAAGCCUUGUGUAUCCAUGUGUAGGUACAACUAGGAAUACACGAGUUUGAUAAGUACAUCAUUGUAUAAGUUUGAUACUCUAUAUUUUUUAAAUAUUCCGAUUCUAGUUAGGUACGUAUCGUCGCUGCGCAUAAAUUCCGCUAUGUGAAAAAUCCCAAGUUUUCAGAAAACUAGAGCUCAACGAACGUUGCGGAAACAGGCCAGUCGGAGUCAAUGCCGCGUCUUAGGUGAGGCAUUGACCCGAGUUUUGCACGCUAUACAUUGUGGGUUUCAAAAAUACUAUAUCACUAAAACUACAAGAAAGUGAUUAUUGGCAUUGAAUUGUGUUUAGGUAGUAUAAUAAUAACGCUAAGUUUUUGCUAGUGUUCUGGUUAUAUUAUUUUUUAUUAAAAAAAUAGCGAUCAAACGAGCAGGUCAGGUCAGUAAUCACUUAACAUCAGGUGACCCGUCACCUGAUGUUAAGUGAUUACCGCCGCCCGUCAACAUUUACACAGCCUGUACUUUAUACUUAAAUUCUGUAGAAUUUUAUUGAGCAAAAAAAUAUAUUAAUAAAUAAAUACCUAGGUAAAUCUAGUAUCAAAACCAGGUGAGGUUAUAAAAACAACUAGUGACAUAUUCUGUCUUUUUGCAGGUUUCUAAAACGCUAAAGAAUCGCUCUAGCUUUCACUAGAUAGACUCUUUUUAAAAAAUUCGAAUAAUGUUGAAACAGACUAUUUUUGUUUAUAUUCUAAGUACUUAUGUACGUACAUAUUUAAGUUAAGAUGCAUUCUUUACAAUUUUAUUUAGAUAAAAGUAUUUAAAAAUACCUGUGUAUAAAUUCAGUUGGCCCCAGGAUAAGUAACACCUGUGAAUUUGGUGAUAUUUCAUUGCUCACAACAAUUAGCGUGUUAUUUAAUAGGUAGUUCGUAUUUAUAAAAUAGAAAUUGAAUCUUCCAAAUAUAAAUGUGUGCUAAUCAUCCAAUC